Cylas formicarius (sweet potato weevil) is the source of this 1633-nucleotide messenger RNA. RefSeq names its product protein singed wings 2 (gene swi2). The transcript has 8 exons. Gene Ontology annotation, molecular function: protein binding. The record is from RefSeq and is a predicted model, not a curated record. The coding region runs from base 309 to 1622 and encodes 437 amino acids. Gene Ontology annotation, cellular component: extracellular matrix. Lineage: Eukaryota; Metazoa; Arthropoda; Insecta; Coleoptera; Brentidae.
UCGUGCAUUUUGUUUCUUUGCAUACGUUAGGGACGACCAUUGAAUUUGGCGCGCUUUUUUAAAAGCAAAACACUCCCGGCAGAUUAUAAGCCGUCAAGUGAUUCUCGCGCGAAAUGUAACGUACUAAUUGAAAUGGCGACCGUCAUGUUUGCUUUCAUCUUUAGCGCCGUUAAAGUUUAUUUGCUGACCGGCCACGGGUGCUCGAAAUAGAUGAUUAUUAUUAUUAUUGUUAUUAUUAUGGAUCAAACCUAUGGAAAGUGUCAAAUGUUUCAAUAAAGCGGAAGUUCGUGGACGGUUAGGGCUCCACAAUGGUUUCGUAUUUGGAGUGGUGGUUUAUGAUCUCCAACUUCGUGUCCGUCCUCGGCAAAACAGAAGACUGUCUGCUAGAAGACACGCAAAUAAAUUGCAAGCGCGUGUUACCUACGAACGGAUCCAGUCCGUACGUUGAAUCCGUACGCUUAUCCGACGUCGAUUUGACGCAUUUGGACUUCAACGUAUUCCUCAACUUGUUCCCUAACGUGAAAAACCUCUCCGUUAUCGGAAAUAACAGGACCGUCCUGGGAAAGAUGGUUUUGCCACACAAAAAUACCAAAAUUAAGGCCCUACAACUAAAUGGUUUACAAAUAUCCCACUUUAACGAGCAUUUCCUCGACCAUUUUCCGGAUCUAGAGGUGCUUAACAUAUCGGCGAAUUUCCUCACGGAACUGCCGAGACUCCCGUUUGCCGAUAUCAAAGAAGUUUAUUUAGCUGCCAACAGAUGGAACUGCUCCGGGCACUUGGAAUGGUUACUCGAGCUCGACCACGCGGUCUUUCGCGACUUGGAUAAACUAAUUUGUUUUAAGAUGCCGCACAACAACAAACCCGUAUUGGCAAUCGCCAGAAUACAAAAGGAAACGCGGCAGACGUGCACUGCAAAUUGCUCGUGCUGGCUUUUGAAAUGCGUAACUGAUCCGAAAACGGGCCUGCUCGAGCCCAUUAUAGAGGUAAACUGUUCCUAUAGGAAUUUUACGGAGCUUCCGAAGACGUUUCCGUUGAAAACGAAAAUCCUCCAUCUGGAAGGGAAUCAAAUUGAAGAUCUCAGCCCAAUUCGUGAAAAUUUGAAAUACAAACUAUUGUCAGAUUUAUAUUUAGACGAUAACAACAUACACUGCAUAAAUGUGCUGGAGGGAUCCACUUAUCUGAAGCAUUUUCGAGUAUUUUCUCUGGCUGGCAACAGACUGACAGAGUUGCCGACAUACGCUAUCGAUAACGCUCUGCAGCGAAAUCUCAAUAUGCCAGAUGCUGUACGGAUAAGCUUGGGUCGAAAUCCGUGGAGAUGUGAUUGUUUGUUUACGCCCGCAUUUCAGGAAAUGUUGCAAAAGUAUGCACCCCAAAUUACAGAUUUGCGGGACAUAAAAUGUGGCCCCGCUAAAGGGGAUCCGAACUCAAAUAAAAUGGUCGUCGACUUAACGAGAGUUGAUGUAUGCCACUCGCCGCCGGAGUAUUCGAUUCAGGAUGCGCUAGAUCUUCUGAACACCAUUUUGGCGCUGCUCAUUAUAUUCAUUUUGAGCAAACUGGCUUACGAUUAUUACAAAUUUAAAAAGACUGGUAGACUACCGUGGAUUAUUACUAAAAUGCCUUAAUAAAAACAAAA